Molecule: messenger RNA, 1782 nt
Organism: Wyeomyia smithii (pitcher-plant mosquito)
Lineage: Eukaryota; Metazoa; Arthropoda; Insecta; Diptera; Culicidae
Product: glutamate-rich WD repeat-containing protein 1
Exons: 2
Coding region: 227-1588 (453 amino acids)
Molecular function (GO): protein binding
Source: RefSeq, a predicted model, not a curated record
CUUUUCUCUUUGCGUAUCUCUUUUUACACAGUCUCUAAUAAAUAGAAUAAAUACCUAUGAAAACCAUAGAAAAGUUUAAAGUUUGAAUUUGGCAACACUUUUCCCGUACUUUAAAACUACGUCAAGUUUGUCUACACGUGCGGUUGUUUAAAUUUAGUAGAAAAAAAAAAUUUAUUUCGUUGCGCGAUUUGUAGUGUUUCGCAAACAUCAUUGUUGAAUAUUAGACAUGUCCAAAGAAGAACAGAUGGAGUUCGCCGAGGAUCAAAGCUUAGAGAAUGCGAUUCUCGCAGGAGAAAGCGAUGAUGAGGAUGAAGACAUGGGGACUAAUGCUGGCGCUAACAGCCAGGUUUAUUUGCCGGGUCGAAAACUGAACAACGACGAGGAACUCGUUUGUGACGAAUCGGCGUAUGUUAUGUUGCACCAGGCUCAUACUGGAGCCCCUUGUCUUAGUUUUGAUAUCAUACCGGAUCCGUUAGGCGAAGAUAGAGAGAAAUUUCCAUUGACGGCAUUUUUAGUGGCUGGAACGCAAGCUGCCAGAACUCAUGUAAACAACGUAAUUAUCAUGAAAAUGUCCAACCUGCAUCGCACUUCAAAAAAGCAGGACACUGAUGACGAAUCAGAUUCAGAUGAAUACAGUGACGAGGAGGAUGUAGAUGAUAAACGACCUCAAAUGAGUUGCGCUCUGAUAAAGCACGCUGGAUGCGUGAAUCGGAUUAGGUCAACAACAUUUAACAAUAAUCGUUAUGUAGCAACGUGGAGUGAAAUGGGACGGGUUAGCAUUUAUAAUAUCAAUGAUCAGCUGGAAGCGGUUGAUAACGAGCAUUCGUGCAAAACCUAUGAAAAUAAUCAGGUCGGAGAUGGCGUUAAGGCGGACUUUACAUUUUCUGGACAUCAAAAAGAAGGAUUUGCCAUUGAUUGGUGUACCACUAUUCGGGGUAUGCUUGCAACUGGAGAUUGCCGAAGAGAUAUUCACAUUUGGAGACCAAAUGACAAGGGCUCAUGGACGGUUGAUCAACGACCGCUUGUAGGUCACACGGAUUCAGUUGAAGAUAUUCAGUGGAGUCCAAACGAACCAAAUGUGCUUGCUACCUGUUCAGUCGAUAAAUCUAUUCGUAUUUGGGAUUGUAGAGCAGCCCCCACAAAGGCUUGCAUGCUUACAGCGGCAAAUGCUCACGAAAGCGACGUGAAUGUUAUCAGUUGGAACAAAAAUGAACCAUUGCUUGCUAGUGGUGGAGAUGACGGUUAUUUACACAUUUGGGAUCUACGGCAAUUUCAAUCAAAAUCAAUCGUAGCAACAUUUAAGCACCAUACUAAUCAUGUUACAACCGUUGAGUGGCAUCCGAAGGAAUCUACAAUCCUAGCUUCUGGCGGUGACGACGACCAAAUUGCCUUAUGGGAUCUAUCGGUUGAACGAGAUGAUGAACAGGAGCGCAAUGAUCCAACUCUGAAAGAUCUUCCCCCUCAACUACUAUUCAUACAUCAAGGGCAAACGGAGAUCAAGGAACUACAUUGGCACCCGCAACUUAAAGGUGUUUUACUAUCCACUGCUCACAGUGGGUUUAAUAUUUUCCGAACAAUCAGCAUAUAGAAUAAUUUACGUUGUAUGUAAACAUACGUAGAUGCCAACGGAAAACUGAAAAUGAAUUUUCACGAAUAAAUAUUGAUCCAUUUAAGCUGGACUGAAUUGGGUUUUUUUGAGUUCUUUCUAAUAAAAAUACGUAGCAACGAUGAUCCAGUAAACCUGUAGAAAUUAUUCAAAAAUAAAAUAUUGCGCUUAUUGUA